CAAUGUGUACAAUAUCUUUUGGUAUUUAUUAUUAUGAAUAUUCCUUCCAAGUAAUCCAGCGAUUCGUACUCUCAGCCGUUUUUAAAUCGACUCUUUAAACCUCAUGAAUAAAACCCAGUGAUUGUAGUUACAUAAAUGCCGCCUACUGAUAAAAGCGAAUUCACAGUUCUUAAACUACAUUUACUCGAAUGCUUACUGUCUGCAUAACCAUCAUGGCGGCGCACAGAGGCAGCAGCUCCGUUUCGACCUCUCCGGAGUCUCCUCCAGUUAUGGGGUCGAGUUCCGAGGACGCCCCGCUGCAGUACAGCCUCAUCCUGAAUCACCUGAUCGGGGAUAAGCGGCAGGCACGGGAGCUGAACCCCGCGGUGAUGGGGGGUUUACCAAAUCCGCACAAAAGUGAGGAGCAAAAGAUGAUCGAGAGGGGCAUGGAGAGCUGCGCCUUCAAAGCGGCACUAGCAUGCGUCGGAGGUUUUGUUUUGGGCGGAGCGUUUGGUGUGUUUACAGCUGGUAUUGAUACCAAUGUCGGCUUUGACCCCAAGGACCCGUUAAGAACACCAACAGCGAAGGAAGUUCUCAAGGACAUGGGGCAAAGAGGGAUGUCUUAUGCCAAAAACUUUGCCAUUGUGGGGGCCAUGUUUUCCUGCUCAGAAUGCUUGAUAGAGUCAUACCGAGGGAAGUCAGACUGGAAGAACGCUGUUCUCAGUGGAUGUGUCACAGGGGGUGCCAUUGGAUUCAGAGCUGGGUUGAAAGCUGGAGUCCUUGGAUGUGGAGGCUUUGCUGCUUUUUCUGCAGCAAUCGAGUAUUAUCUGCAUUAAUGCACAUCCAGAAUAGACUUCUCUCUGCUGCGAUGCUCAAAAGAAGUGACCAGCGCAUGGCAGGAGUGUGUCGGAGACAUCCUGGAGCCGGAACACCUGAAAUCUCCUUGCAUAUCACUGCUGAGGUCCCUUCAGUUCAGCCUCCAGUGACACAGAUUCCCACUGCUACAUGGAUGGACUGCAGUAUGUUCAAUACAGGCACUGUUCCCACAGUAUAAAAGUAUGCAACUGGCUUGAGUUUUCCGUACUCAUGGAUUUGAUUUAGCCACAGAAAAUACUGGACUUUAACUAAAGCAGAAAGGUAACUUUUUGUAUUUUUAUUUUAUUUACUGUGACUAGUCAGUGAAUAUAAAGGCAUAUGAAAAAUUUGGAAAGCUCUAAAUGUAAAAGAAAAAACCCUAAACAAAAAUAAGUGUUCAAUGUCGAAGUUACAAUUAAAUUAAAUCUUUGAGUUAUUGUGAAUGUCUUAUUGUCCAAAACGUAAGAAGUUGAUGUCUGACACUUUGUAACCUUAUCAAUGGUAGUUCUGAAAUGCACUGUGGUAAGUCGAAACCUUUUAUCAAUUAAACUUGUCAGGUGCAGGCACCAAAUUAUGUCUGAAAAAAGAUACUGGGACACCACAAGUCAGACAGUACAGUACAAGGCCCUGUAGCUGAUACCUGAAAGGGUUAUUGCAUCCUUUGCCUAAUACAGGCAGCUAUUCCAUAUUUGCUUUUGUCAGUUUAAUGCUGAAUUUUCACAGGGCCACACAACACCCCUCAAAUUGGUUCGCAUUUGCUUUCUGCUGCACCAGUGGUCAACUGACCUGGACCCUGCAUAACAAACCUUGUGAAAGACAAAUAAGCGUCUGUGACGUUUUGUACGACAUCUAUAGGCCUGUGGAUAUUGCACAAGGCACGUAGAUACCACUGUAAAAAUAAACUCUGCUCAAUGUAUUCCAAAGCAGUUUGUGUCCAUGGAUGUUUUCUUAACCCAGUAAAUAUCCCUUAUAAAUGUGAUUGCUUGUCAUCCUAUUUCUGGUCCAAUGUGGCGGCAUAUUUAACAGGUUUAAAACUUUGGAAUAUGGAGGAUUAAAAAGACAUUUUGUACAAA
Molecule: messenger RNA, 1907 nt
Organism: Acipenser ruthenus (sterlet)
Lineage: Eukaryota; Metazoa; Chordata; Actinopteri; Acipenseriformes; Acipenseridae
Product: mitochondrial import inner membrane translocase subunit Tim22-like
Exons: 4
Coding region: 189-815 (208 amino acids)
Biological process (GO): protein insertion into mitochondrial inner membrane
Cellular component (GO): TIM22 mitochondrial import inner membrane insertion complex
Molecular function (GO): transmembrane protein transporter activity
Source: RefSeq, a predicted model, not a curated record